UAUGUGAGAGGGAUAAUGAGCGCGCCUUCGCGGCUCGGAACAAGAUUGUUGAUCUUGAAGCAAAAGUUGCUGAGCUGACCGCGAAAGUUGAAGAUGCGCAGGCUUAGAAGGCUGCCAAGCAGCAGAUGGAGGCUGAGUUGGCUGAGACAAAGGUGCAAUUAUCCCGCAAGGAUAAGGAUCUCCAGGCCAAGGAUGUCGAGAUCUCUGAGCUUAAACGCCGUCUGAAUGAUCAGAUUGACAGAUGCGAGUCCUUGGAGAUCGACCUCGAGGCAGAGAGGGUUAAGGCUGCCACUGCUGAAGAGGCGCGUGCUGUCAGCGCUGCCGCUCUUAAUGUGGCUAAGAACAACUACUCAGAGGCCCAAGGCAUCGUUGACACGCUUGUGUCUGAGGCUGAAUGGAUGCGCACUCGUGGAGUAGUGCUGGUUGCCAACUCUAUCCUCAAUGCUGGCGAGCUGGAUCGCGCUGUCGCUGCUCUUACAGAUUCUGCUCGCGCAGUGGGUCAUCGAGGGGGCUAUCUGGAAUGUGCCCAACACGUUGAGGAGAUGCUAGGACAAGAGUUUGAUGUGAGCCAUUGCUCGGUGACCGACCAGGCUAAUGCUGCGCUUACGCGUGCUGAGGAUGCUUAUGACAACCUUACUUUGCCUGCGAUGGAUUUGGUCAUGGAAGCUUUAAAGAAAGACGACUGGUGUCAGCGUCUUAAGGCCAUUCUUGAUCCACCAGUGACUGUGGAGUUAUCGGAUGAGGAGGAAACAGCUGGCGAUGAUGGUGGAAAUGGCGAUGAUGAUGGCGGGAACGAUGAUGAUGGCGAUGAUGAUGGUGAACAACAUGAUGAACUAGAAUAGGCUUUGUCGAUAGGCUUUGUGCCUUGUAAUUUCUUUUUGUAUUUUGACUGUACAACGUUGCGCUGCUGCGCAUGUUUUAUAUUACAUGAAUUGUAUUUGUGUUUUCCCGUUACAAUUAUUGCAUUGUUGUCAAAAACUUAGGUUAAAUUAGCUCGAAUAAAUGGAAGUCUCUUUAGGUAAAGUGGAAUUGCUCGGUCUCGCGCUUUGUUCGCGGAGGACCUUGGGGGCGGUUCUCGUUUGAUAAUCUCUAAGUUGCUGGAGUGUUUUCGCGCUAAUCAGAAGUUUAACAUGCAUUUGUAACGAAAGAAGUAAUAGAAAACAUGUCGUAUGCUUUCAUUAAUUCGGAAACGGGCACUUAUGCCAACAUACAUUAAUUGCAAAUGGCGUAUAGCCAACAUAGAAACGUAAAAAGGCGCAUGGCAAAAGUAAGUUACAUAUAGCAUUUGCGCAGUUGUUGCGCGUUCCACGUUCGCGGUAGGAUGUAGCCAUCUAGGGUGCGUAACUUGUAAGCCCCUUUGCCUAGCACUUCGUGGAUCAGAUAUGGGCCUUCCCAUUUGGGUGCUAACUUUACUGGACGUUCCGCAUUUGACGCUUCAUUAUCUCGGAAGACGUAUUCUCCUGGAGUGAAGGUACAAAUGCGGACUCUUGUAUUGUAGUAUCUUUCCAGUUGGGUCUUGUACUUGGCUUCCCUGAUGCGCGCGAUUUCGCGCCUUUCUUCCAACAAGUCCAAGUCAAGACGUCUGUCCGCUUCAUUGUCGAUUGCGUUGACCGCUAUCAAGCGCGGGGAGGGUAGGCCGACUUCUGCCGGGAUAACCGCCUCUGAGCCAUAUACUAAGCUAAAAGGGGUUUCGCCGGUACUAGUUUUUGGCAUGGUUCGAUGAGCCCACAAGAUGCUCGGGAGCUCAUCUACCCAACCUCUUCGCCUUGUGCUCAGUCGGGCCUUUAUCCCCUCGACAAUGCACUUGUUCACGCUUUCCACCUGUCCGUUGCCUUGAGGAUGCGCAACGGAUGUGAAAGUGUGUUCAAUUUUCAUCUGCUUCAUCCACUUUUGGAGGUCUUCUGACGCAAAGUUGGUGCCAUUAUCGGUUACAAUCUUGAGCGGGAGGCUAAAUCUGCAUAUGUUGUGCUCCCAAAUGAACUUGCGCACCAUCAUAGCUGUAGUUGACACGAGGGCUUUGGCUUCCACCUAUUUCGUGAAGUAAUCGACGACUACUAUUAUGAAUUUGACGGCGCCAGGAGCCUCUGGGAAGGGUCCCUCCAUGUCGAUUCCCCACUGCUGGAAAGGCCAUGCAGUAGAUACAGGGAUAAGGUCGUUCUUGGGGCGCAGGGUUUUUGGAGAGUGUCGCUGACAGGAGUCGCAUUUGCGGAUCUCCUUCAGGGCAUCGACAUGCAUCCCUGGCCAGUAAUAUCCGGCGCUCAUGAUCUUCGCGACAACCAUGCGCGGUCCUGCAUGGAUGCCGCAGAUCCCUUCGUGGAUCUCUCUGAUCAAGUAGUUCGCAUCUUGGGGGUCCACACAGCGAAGCAGUGGUCCCAAGAAGGAUUUUCGGUACAGAAUACCGCCAUUUAUUUCGUAUUACAGGGCCUUGUUUUGAAUCUUCCUUGCCUCUGCCUUGUUUUCGGGGAGUAUCCCUUCUUGUAAAUACUGGAUUAUGGGGGUCAUCCAGGAUGGUUGUCUCAUCUCAAUCACGUUCACUUGACGCAACAGUACUGAUGGAUUUUUGAGUACUUCUAUUCUUACGUCUUUUGCAAGGUGCUGAAAAGAAGUCGAAGCAAGCUUGCUUAAAGCAUCAGCUGGCUUGUUUUCCGAGCGAUUGAUGUGGAUAACCUUGUGAGAUUUGAAUUGUUGAAGCAAUUCUUUUGCCUGUUCCAGAUAUAGAGCCAUGACUUCGCCCUUUGCAUCGUAUAUGCCAUUGACUUGGCUGGCUAUCAGGAGUGAGUCGACAUGUGCUCGUAAGCUUUUGGCUCCCAUUUUGAUGGCGAGGCGUAAGCCUGCCAGAAAUGCUUCAUACUCCGCCUCGUUGUUGGUGUUUUUAAAGUCCAACUUGAUGGCGUAAGUAAAUUCAUGAUUCUCGGGGCUCACCGGGCGCAAUCCAGCUCCUGCGCCAUCUUCAUUUGAUGCUCCAUCUGUAUAAAGCAUCCAAGUCUCAUCAGUCACGUCUUUCUCAGGAGUCUCUAUCAGCUCGCAUUCUUUGAUUUUAUCGGCCGGCACUUCUGUGACGAAGUCGGCUAGGACCUGACCCUUAAUGGCUGGACGUGGCCUGUACAAGAUGUUAUGGCCUCCCAGCUCAAUGGCCCAUUUUGCCAAUCUGGCUGAUGUCUCAGGCUUUUGCAUAUUGUGCCGAUGUGGAAGUUGGUGAGCACGGUUAUCACAUGGCCUGUGAAAUAUCUGCGCAGCCUUCGGGACGCGUGUAGCAGCGCGAGAACUAAUUUUUCCAUUGUGGAUCAUCUUGUUUCUGGGUCAGUGAGUACCAUGCUGACGUAAUAAAUUGGAGUUUGGACUCCGUUUCUCUCCACUAACAGUACCGACCCCACUGCCCUGUCUGAAGAGGACAAGUACAGUACUAGUGGUUCUUUUUCGAACGGUGCAAUCAGGGUAGGGAGUUCGAUCAGACACGCUUUCAUUUGUUGAAAAGCUGUCUCGGCCUCGGGUGUCCACUUGAACUCCUGCUUCUUCACACAAUUGCGCAACGUGCUAAUGAAGAGGUACGACUUCGCGGCGUGAUUGGAAAGAAAACGAUUAAGCGCGGCCAGUCGACCGGCCAGUCGUUGCAUCUUUUUGAUGGUUUGCGGUGAGGGCAUUCGCUCUAUAGCCUGUACUUUCUCUGGGUUCACUUUGAAACCACCGUUUGUGACAAUGAAGCCUAGAAACUUCCCUUCUUCCAUGCCAAAAGAGCACUUGGCUGGAUUCAGCUUCAUAUUUACACUACGCAAUGAAUUGAACGUUUUUUCGAUGUUUUUCAACAUUUGGUCCUCUUCGGGACUUUUGACCACUAGAUCAUCGAUGUAUACUUCGAUAUGCUUUCCGAUGUCUCCUGCGAAGGUCUUGUCCAUCAAUCGUUGAUAUGUUGCGCCAGCAUUUUUUAGGCCAAAAGGCCAAAAGGCAUCUUUGUGUAGCAGAAGAUUCCAAGAUCAGUUCUGAAGGCUGUCUUGUCUUCAUCUUCGAGUUUCAUCUGAACUUGAUGAUACCCUUUGUAACAAUCCAAAAAACACUUCCAUCUAUAUGGCGCGAGCGAAUCUAUCUUUUUGUCGAUCUCAGGCAAGGAAUAGCAAUCCUUUGGGCAUGCCUUGUUGAGAUCAGUAUAGUCUACGCACAUUCGCCAUCCGCCGUUUGACUUUUCAACCAUCACCGGGUUCGCAACCCAACUCUGAUAUCGUACCUCCCGCAAGAUCCCAGCUUUGAGUAACUCGCAUACUUGCUCAUUCAUUGCUUUCGUUUUGUCUGCUCCCAAGCUGCGCCUUCUUUGGACCUUUGGUUCAACAGAGAGGUAAGUGUUUAAGCAAUGUUCGGUUAUGUUGCGCGGGACACCAGUCAUGUAUGCCGGGGUCCAGGCAAAUAUAUCCAUAUUUCGUAACAAUAAUUGCUUCAAUCGCGUUCGGAUGUCUGAUGAAAUGGCGUGGCCAAUUGUCACUGUUUGCUCUGCGUAUUUGCGGUUUAAGACCCAUUUUUCGGGCUCGAUCGUAGAAACCUUCGCCGCUUUCGCUGGGCGCAUUUCGUCAGUUGACAUCACUUCCUUUUUGGCAUAGAUGUUUGCUACUCCUGUCUUGGUUGGGAACCCUAUCGCAGAGUGGGGCGUUGAAGUUACCAUGUUCAGCUCACUCUGGGUCUCCCUCCCAAUUAGCACAUCAUGUCUCGAUUUCACUGGCAUCACCAUGAAGUUCACAUUUGUUGUUCUUGAAUGUUUUCCGUCAGAAAGUGUGAUGGGGAAACUGAUCUGACCGAGUGGGAAGACUAUCUCGUUGCAAAAUCCGGACAAGGGAUAAUCGACUGGCUCGAGUCUCGCCUUGUCCUCUUCAUCAAAUUGGUUGAAACACUGCUCGUAAAUGAUGUCUGCUGUACUUCCUGGAUCAAUGAAUAUGUAUUCCGUUUCAUAAUGGCCGAUGAUACCGGUAAUGACGACGGGUCGUGUGGCACGAGGACCGCCGCGCACUAUCGAGAAAAUGACCUGUUGCUCUUGCCAUGAAGGCUCGUAUGGACGCUUGCCUUUCUCUUUCGCGCUAUACCUACGUCCAUUGACCAUGUGAGUUUCUAGACGUCGGACUUUCUUGUGGUUCCCUUCAUCAUGGCGCUGGAGCUGACGAGUUUCUUUGCGCACGUUCUUCAUCAGAUGGCUUAGUUUACCGCUUUUAAGUGCUCUCUCGAUUUCUUGGCGCAAACUAUAACAGUCAUCGGUCAAGUGCCCUGAGUCUUUAUGAAAGUCGCAGUACAAGUUGGGGUCUUGCCCCUUCUUGUUUGUCAUAGGCCUGGGAGCCUUGAAAUCGUAAUUCUCCGUCACCAAUACUUCUUUUUGCGUUUUUGUGAGCGGAGUCCAGUGCUUGUCACGAUUGUCGUCUUUGACCGCUUUCUUGUAACCGAUUCGGUCAAUUGUUUCACGUGCGUCUUCCCUGUAGCGCGGCCUGACGUCGUGGCCUCUUUAUCUCCCAGACUUCCAGUCGUUACUCUUGUAUUUGUUGCGUUUGUUGUUGUCGCGCGUGUUUCCUCUAGAGAAUCGAUCUUCAGAGUAAUAACUUUUGCUACCAGCGAGUGACUCCUCGGUUUGCGCGACGAUUUUUGCAGCCUCCAUGAGUUUAUCCCACUCCUUUGGCAUUCCAUCUUUACCUGUGAUAGUUCUAAUGAGACUAUCACAGCGGAUGGCCUUCUUGAAGUGACAACGCAUAAGUUGUUCACUGACGCCGUCUAUCUCCAAACAUUCCUUAUUAAAACGGGUGAUGAAGUCCUCCAGACCUUCACCAUCUCUUCGCCAAAUAUCUUCUACUUCGGCUGUGUCGCGCUGGUAGCGACGUUGUUGGCUGAAGCAGCUCAAAAACUGUGUCUUGAAAUCUACCCACGAUUUAAUCUUCCCAGGCGGAAGGCUAUCAAACCAGGCGCGAGCCGCCCCGGUAAGAGUUUGAAUAAACAAGUGACACCACAUGGGCAUGUUCCAACCUCCCAUGCAGCCUACACUUGUGAAUGUUCUGACGUGAUCAUCUGGAUCAGUCAACCCGUUGAAUUUCCCGACAGUCGGGGGUAGUUUCUCUCGUGAAAGCGGCGCGAGUGCAAUUUUCGGGAUGAACUUGGAGUGUUCCACAGCUUCCGCUGGUCGGUAUGCCAGGCGGAAAUCUCUUUCAGCCUCUUCUGUGUACCCGAUGUGCUGUCUCGGCUUGAAGUACUCGUGGUUUUUUGGCAAUCGGUUAAAGACUGACGAACCCUCGUCAUCUACCCAAGUCGGAUCGUUCGGGUCUGUUUCUUCCCAUUCGUUGUUCAUGUUGCGCGGCGUGAGCCGGCUGUGAACAGGGCCUCGUUGAAGGGUUGAUGGAUAGUCGUAAUAACUAUCCGUUUCCCCUCUUGUAUCGCGCGUGUCGUGUACGCUCAAACGUCUGGUGGGGGGAGGCCUGUUUAUUCUGCCUUGGAGAUUUGGCGGUGGAGGCAUCUGGCGCGCUCCUUAACUUGGGGGAGUUACUAAGGACGGUUCUGCUGUCAAAACUGCUUGUUGCGCAAUCAGCGACUGGUACGCUGCAUUGAUAGUGGCGAUGUUUUUUGCAUACCACGAGGCUGGGGUUUCGCCUUCUGGUAAGCCUAGUAAUGCCGAAACAUUCUGAGCCGGCGCUGUGUUCGAAGGUCCUUCUCCAUUGUUCCCUGGGGUGACCACUUGAGUGAUGCGGGUGAUGCUCCCGCGCGGGCCUCCAGUAUUGGUUCCGUCGACCUCACCAAUUUUUUCGAUUUGUUGGGCUUGGAAGUUUUGGAUUCCUUCACCCAACGCUGCGUUAGAGUUGGCUCCGAAGCCGAACUCUGGAAUGGUUCCUUGAACAGCCAUGGUCGAAGGAAGAAAAGAUGUCAAAGGCUCAAAUAAAAGAAGAUGAAGGUGGUUAUAGAAAAAACCGGUGGGCGCC
Molecule: messenger RNA, 6929 nt
Organism: Helianthus annuus (common sunflower)
Lineage: Eukaryota; Viridiplantae; Streptophyta; Magnoliopsida; Asterales; Asteraceae
Exons: 3
Coding region: 126-842 (238 amino acids)
Source: RefSeq, a predicted model, not a curated record